This is a messenger RNA of Closterium sp. Yama58-4, 1035 nucleotides long. The record is from the annotation of a GenBank genome assembly. Lineage: Eukaryota; Viridiplantae; Streptophyta; Zygnematophyceae; Desmidiales; Closteriaceae.
AUGGCUCCGGUCGCUCGUGGCGCUGUGCUUCUGCUCGUGGCCCUGUCUCUGGCCACGUCCGCCUCUGCCGUCAUCAAUCCCUUCUGGGGUGGAGCCCAGCCCCUUGAGCCGGUGGCGAAGGCGCUGAUCGCGCAGUGGAACGCGGCGGCCAAGACAAAGCCCGCGCUGCUGGUGGGUCCCUACGACCCCUCGGGCUCUAGCAACGGCAUCAAGGGUUUCUACAACGGCACCUACCUCAUUGGCGCCGCCUCCGAGCCCAUCACCGCCACCGUGGAAGGUCAGAAUCCUGGUGUUUCGAAGAUCACGCUUCCCGUCGCCGUGGCCGCGUAUAACUUCUUCGUGCACGGACCCAGCAUUGUUCUCACCGCUGCCGACAGUUACAACAUCUACAGCGGCAGCGUCACCGAUUGGGGCAGCAUUCCCGCCGCCAAGGGCAAGAUUACCGGCGCCAUUUCCCGCUAUGCGCGCUCCGACAAGGUCGGCACGACGGCUAUCAUCCAGCAGCUGUGGGUCAAGGCGGGCACGGGCUACAGCGGCAAGACUGACGGCUCGCCGCUGACUUUCAGCGGUCUCCUGACGGUGGCGUCGAACGCGGCGAUGUGCAACGCGGUGGUGGCGAAGGCGGGCUCGAUCGGGUACGCGCACGUGAGCGCGUGCGCGGUGCAGGUGAAGAAAUUUAAGAACAAGAUCUCGGAAGCCCUGCUUAAGAACGCGCUCGGGCAGGCGCUCAGCUCCAAGACCUGGGUCGCGACGAACGCGCUCACCGGCGCUCCUCCCGCGCCCGACGCCUCGUGGGAUCAGGUGGAUUUGAUCUGGAAGUCGAUCGCCAAGGCGCCUGCUGCUGUGUCCAUGCAGUAUGUGUUUGUCAAGAAGACUCUGCCCAAGAAUGGCGGCGCCGUCGCGAAGCAGUUCCUCGUGAGCUCGCUCGCCAAGUUCAAGGGCCAGGCUGUCGCGAAUGGGUUCAACUUCGUGCCGCCCGCUUGGUUCAACCCGUCCGCUAACGCCGUCAAGACCGUCGCCGUGUCCACCUCUUAG